Molecule: messenger RNA, 599 nt
Organism: Sesamum indicum (sesame)
Lineage: Eukaryota; Viridiplantae; Streptophyta; Magnoliopsida; Lamiales; Pedaliaceae
Product: auxin-responsive protein SAUR78-like
Biological process (GO): response to auxin
Source: RefSeq, a predicted model, not a curated record
AAUCCACAUGCCUCCUCCCAAACUUGUGAAACUAUAUCAGGGCACAGGUGCAACUCCCCACUCACCCAAAAAACACACACAACACACACUAAACAAGGAUGAAAAAGAUCUGCUCUAUGCUGAGGAGAUGCAAGACCCUGUCCAGUCAAUUGGGUAGGACCUUAUCUUACAGCAGCUUGAGAUCCAAAUCUGUUAGGGACCAUUACUGUCAAGAGUCAUGGCGUGUUGAUGGCGAUGCUCAGAGCUGCGAGGAGACUUGCCAAACGAUUUUUGUAGGGAGUUCGAAGAGAAGAUACGUGAUUAGCUCCAGGUACUUGGAUCAUCCUUUGGUGAAUGCCCUCAUUGAGAAAUCCAGGGGGAAAACGGGUCAGGAUGGGGAUCCGGGUAUUUAUGUGAAAUGUGAGGUCGUACUAUUUGAUCAUCUUUUGUGGAUGCUUAAGACUACGGAUCCAAAUCUCAUCUCGGAUUCUUUUGAGGAGUUGGCGGAGCUCUAUGUGUUUUGAUACUUGAUAAUCAUAUGUAUAUAUACACCCUUAGACUUAAGGGUAAAUUACAUGUUGCUAUUUGAAUUAUAUUUGUUUUUGCAUUUUGACAUCUAA